Molecule: messenger RNA, 490 nt
Organism: Otolemur garnettii (small-eared galago)
Lineage: Eukaryota; Metazoa; Chordata; Mammalia; Primates; Galagidae
Product: lymphotactin
Exons: 3
Coding region: 1-345 (114 amino acids)
Biological process (GO): immune response; cellular response to tumor necrosis factor; neutrophil chemotaxis
Cellular component (GO): extracellular region
Molecular function (GO): chemokine activity; CCR chemokine receptor binding
Source: RefSeq, a predicted model, not a curated record
AUGAGACCCUUCAUCCUGGCCUUCCUUGGCAUCUGCUGUCUCACUGCACACCUUGUGGAAGGUGUGGGGAGUGAAAUCCCAGAGAAGAGUAUCUGUCUGAGUCUAACCACCCGGCAAAUUCCCAUUAGCAGAAUUAAGAAGUACACCAUCAAGGAGGGCUCCGUACAGGCCAUAAUUUUAAUUACCAAACGUGGCCUAAAAUUCUGUGCUGAUCCACAAGCCAAGUGGGUGAAAUCCGCGAUCGAGAUCAUAGACGGCAAGUCCAAAGCCAAAAGUAACAUGCUCCAGACCCAGCCAAUAGGACCCCAGCAAUCCACAAGGACAGCUGCGACCCUGACUGGGUAGUGGACUUCUGGCACUUUGUCCCUUUGCCAGCUGGCUGGCUCAUUUCACUUUACAAGUUCACGGACUAAUUAAAUUGUACUCACUUUUUAUAAAAGUGCUGCUUGAAUCAAAAUCCUUUCUUGUAUUUUUAUUUUUUUAAGAUCUU